ACCAAAAAUUCCACUUUCUUUCUUCUUUAGUUUUUUCACUCAUUGCUUAUGCUUGAGAUGGGAAAAGCUAGGGAGCCUAACUUCCUCGUCUUAUUCUUCUUUGGUUUGAUCUUAGGGUUCGGGAUUUCGAGCGAGGGUUCCCAAAUUCGACACUACAAAUGGGAAGUCGAGUACAUGUUUUGGGCUCCUGAUUGUAAUGAAAAUAUCGUUAUGGGAAUCAACGGCCAGUUUCCUGGACCUACGAUUCGAGCCAACGCUGGCGAUUCUGUUGUUGUUGAGCUGACUAAUAAGCUCCACACUGAAGGUGUUGUUAUUCACUGGCAUGGAAUUUUGCAACGAGGAACUCCAUGGGCUGAUGGCACUGCUUCCAUCUCCCAGUGUGCUAUUAACCCAGGAGAAACGUUCUUCUACAAUUUCACUGUUGAUAACCCUGGGACGUUUUUCUAUCAUGGGCAUUUGGGAAUGCAAAGAUCGGCCGGGUUAUAUGGAUCUUUGAUAGUGGAUCCUCCACAAGGAAAAAAAGAGCCAUUCCAUUACGACGGAGAAAUCAACUUGUUACUCAGUGAUUGGUGGCAUCAAAGUAUUCAUAAACAAGAAGUUGGUCUUAGCUCCAAACCUAUCCGUUGGAUCGGUGAGCCGCAGACCAUACUCUUAAAUGGAAGAGGGCAGUUCGAUUGUUCAAUUGCAGCUAAAUACGACAGUAAUUUGGAGCCAUGUAAACUAAAAGGAAGUGAAUCGUGCGCACCUUAUAUCUUCCAUGUUAGCCCCAAGAAGACUUACAGGAUAAGAAUUGCAAGUACCACUGCUUUAGCUGCCCUCAACUUUGCCAUUGGGAAUCACCAAUUGUUGGUGGUAGAAGCCGACGGUAAUUACGUCCAACCAUUUUACACUUCCGACAUCGACAUUUAUUCCGGCGAGUCCUACUCCGUCCUCAUCACCACCGACCAAAACCCAUCGGAGAACUACUGGGUCUCCGUCGGCACCCGCGCUAGGCAUCCCAACACGCCGCCGGGACUGACCCUCCUCAACUACCUACCCAAUUCCGUCUCGAAAUUACCCACUUCUCCGCCGCCGGAAACCCCCGCCUGGGAUGACUUUGACCGGAGCAAAAACUUCACUUAUAGAAUCACCGCCGCUAUGGGCAGCCCUAAGCCGCCGGUUAAAUUCAACCGUAGGAUCUUUCUCCUCAACACUCAGAAUGUAAUCAACGGCUACGUCAAGUGGGCCAUCAACGAUGUCUCCUUAGCCCUCCCGCCGACGCCCUAUCUCGGUGCCAUGAAAUACAAUUUACUCCACGCCUUUGACCAGAAUCCGCCGCCGGAAGUGUUCCCGGAGGACUAUGACAUCGACACGCCGCCAACGAACGAGAAAACGAGGAUAGGGAAUGGAGUGUACCAAUUCAAAAUUGGGGAAGUUGUCGAUGUGAUUCUACAAAACGCUAAUAUGAUGAAGGAGAAUCUUAGCGAGACUCAUCCAUGGCAUUUGCACGGCCAUGAUUUUUGGGUUUUGGGUUACGGAGACGGGAAAUUCUCGGCGGAGGAGGAGUCGUCGUUGAACUUGAAAAACCCGCCGUUGAGGAACACGGUGGUGAUAUUUCCAUAUGGGUGGACGGCGAUCAGAUUUGUGGCUGAUAAUCCCGGGGUUUGGGCGUUUCAUUGCCAUAUUGAACCGCAUUUGCAUAUGGGGAUGGGGGUCGUGUUCGCGGAAGGGGUCGAAAAGGUCGGGAGGAUUCCGACCAAGGCGCUGGCUUGCGGUGGCACAGCUAAAUCGCUGAUAAAUAACCCUAAAAACCCCUAGAAAGAAACCCUAAAAUACCCUAAGAUGGGAUAGGGGAAAUGUUUUGGUGUUUGGAGAUAAUAAUAUUAAGAAUUCGUGUUUAAUUAGGGUUUAGGGUUUGUGGAAAUGUUUGAGUGUUCGGAGAGAAUAACAUUAAGAAUUAGGGUUUAGGGUUUAGGGUUUGUGGACGUUGUGUUGUGUUGUAUUGUUGAGUUUGCAAAUGUUUUUCUUGUAUUGUCGUAAUUUGUGUAGAGGUUUGUGAACGUAAUAAAAUGUAAUGGGGUUUUGUUA
Molecule: messenger RNA, 2067 nt
Organism: Cucurbita pepo subsp. pepo (vegetable marrow)
Lineage: Eukaryota; Viridiplantae; Streptophyta; Magnoliopsida; Cucurbitales; Cucurbitaceae
Product: L-ascorbate oxidase
Cellular component (GO): extracellular region; plasmodesma
Molecular function (GO): copper ion binding; oxidoreductase activity
Source: RefSeq, a predicted model, not a curated record